UCCCUCUACCCGACGAAACCCUACGCCGCACCCAUCACACUCUAUAUAAUCAUUGUCGGCCGUUGUUUUAUCCCCUCUUCCUCACGCCUCCUUCGCCGUCUCCGCUUCUUCGUCUAUUUGUCACCUAGGGUUAGGGUUUGCUCUUUGGAGGAAACAUGCUCGUCUAUCAGGAUCUUCUCACAGGAGAUGAGCUUUUGUCAGACUCAUUUCCAUACAAGGAAAUAGAGAAUGGUAUGCUGUGGGAAGUUGAAGGAAAGUGGGUCAUUCAAGGAGCAAUUGAUGUGGACAUUGGUGCAAACCCUUCCGCCGAAGGUGGUGAGGAUGAAGGAGUUGAUGACCAGGCUGUUAAGGUGGUUGAUAUUGUGGAUACCUUUCGGCUUCAGGAGCAACCAGCAUUUGAUAAGAAACAAUUCGUGACCUUCAUGAAGCGGUAUAUCAAAAAUUUGACUCCUAAGUUGGACGCCGAGAAACAGGAGUUAUUUAAGAAACACAUUGAGGGAGCUACCAAGUUUUUACUUUCAAAGCUUAAGGACCUGCAAUUUUUCGUAGGUGAGAGCAUGCAUGAUGACGGCGGCUUGGUCUUUGCUUACUACAAAGAUGGUGCAACGGAUCCAACAUUCUUGUAUUUUGCCUAUGGGUUGAAGGAGGUCAAGUGCUAAAAUAUACUUAACCAGAUGGGGAUAUGCUGUAACUUCAGCUUGUUUAUCAUUUACGUGGUUUGUUUUUGAGGGGACUUAAGAAGCAAUGCCUCUAUUUUUAAUGUGCUUGAGAAUUUGGAUUUUGCUUUGGAAUAUUUGGUUGAUCUUUUGGUGAAUAUUUAUUUGAGUAAGAAAAUGUUUAAUCUUUAGUUUAUUGACU
Messenger RNA from Elaeis guineensis (African oil palm), 858 nucleotides. The record is from RefSeq and is a predicted model, not a curated record. Lineage: Eukaryota; Viridiplantae; Streptophyta; Magnoliopsida; Arecales; Arecaceae.